UUUACAUAAUAAAUUUUUAUUUUAGAUUUUAAUGGCUUAAAUCUAAUGCUAAAGUUUUAAUUCAAAAUUAUUAAAGUAUUAUAGAAGAACCUUUUUAAAGAUGAGUGGUUGUUUAGAUAAUGCUCACUGUCCAAGUUUUACAUGUCCUGAUCUUUCUGAGCGAAAAAAUCAAAUUGCAUCAGUUGCUUCAGGAUUUCUGUUUUUUGUUGGUUGGUGGAUUUUAAUUGAUGCUGCUGCUAAUGAUCCAUUAAAGAAGGAUGUUUAUCAUAUCUGUGGUGUUGUAUCUACUGUUGCUUUUUUCAUGAUAAAUGCUGUUUCAAAUGCUCAAAUACGAGGAGAAACAUUUGAUUCUGGUUGCCUUGGACAGACAGGAGCUCGGAUUUGGGCUUUAAUUGGAUUUAUGCUUGGUUUUGGAGGUCUCAUUGCAGCAUGUUGGAUUUUAUUUGGUGCAUAUGUUGCAUCAGAUGAUCCAAACACUUGGCCUGGUGUUGCUGUUUUUCUACAAAAUGCUUUCAUUUUUUUCAGUGCGCUUAUAUUCAAGUUUGGCCGUUCUGAAGAGGAAUUUUAAAUUGCGUUCUUUACAGUCGUAACAACUAAGCACGUUGCUAUGGAUCAUUAACAGUUAGGAAGACGUAAAAGAUUUUCAUUGGAGCGUUUGAAUUUUUAAAAGUAAUAUUUGUAAUUUUUUUUGUCUAACCUUUAAUUUAUUAUCUAAAUAAUUUAUUUAUUUUCUUUUUUUCUUCUUUAUUAUUAUUAUUAUUUGUAUAUAUAUUUUUUACUAAAGUAAUUGUUUUUUUCAGUCAUGAGUUAAUUUCUUUUAUACUUAUCUUAUCUUGUUCAAGCUUUUUUUUAUCAUAUAUUUAUUUCGAUUUUUUUAAGUUUAGUUUAAAAAUAUUCAUAUUUAAACGUUAGCUAAAUGAUGUAAUUCGUUGAGAAUUUAUGAAAUUAUUUCGUGUAAUA
This is a messenger RNA of Hydra vulgaris (swiftwater hydra), 960 nucleotides long. Its product is annotated as transmembrane protein 50A. Gene Ontology annotation, biological process: late endosome to vacuole transport via multivesicular body sorting pathway; protein targeting to vacuole. Lineage: Eukaryota; Metazoa; Cnidaria; Hydrozoa; Anthoathecata; Hydridae. The record is from RefSeq and is a predicted model, not a curated record.